ACUUCAGACACGUCCCACCUUCCCUUUGCUUUUUGCCUUGUAGUUAUCUGGCUUCUUCCCAAUUAUGGAUGUGGGUCUGUCUGUCUGUCCCCUGGAGUUAAGCAGCGAAGCGGGUGGGGGGGUGUAAUUUCAGAGGAAGAUGGUGAUUGGUGAUGAUGAUGCGGGGUAUUGAGUUCAAGAUCCGUGUCUGAAUGAAACUACGUUCGUUGUGAAAUCUAUGGCACUGGAGCACCGUACUAAUUCAAGAGCCUAAUACUGAAAGAUGCAUUUCUUUGAUGCUUUUCAGAAUUGGUUUUUUCCCCCUUCUACCUCUGUUUUGGCUUGGUCUCUUUUCUGAAGUUCAGAACCGGGAUCUGUGAGCUCUGACAUAUCUUUGGAAAUGUCAUCCAAACAGGAACCCAAGAAAUAUUUUUGGAAAUCAAACUAAUUCAACAGGAUCUGAAGGCCUCUUUUGCGUCUUUCUUUUUCUUUUUUACAAUCAUCAAAAAAACCACCUUGCAUUUAAUAUUUUAAGGGACCUGUGAAGUUUGUUUGUUUGUUUUUCCCUGUAAGGACAUUUGAGAGGAGAGAACAUUUCUAAUUCAAAUGUAUUUCAACCCAAAGGAAGGAAGGAUUCUGAAAUUUAAUUUUAUAAUAAAUAUUACAUGUGGAGUACAAUAUUGGCUUCAUCUUAAAUCUGGUCUCCAUCCUCUAUCAUAUACGAAGGAAGAGACGCUGGGAAGACAGAAAUACAUUUGAGAUCUAAGGACUCCCCCACACCUCCACCAAUGGAACUACACACAGUAAAGCAACUGGAUUCUAUAUAACACUGGCACUUACUAUUAUUGGCUGCUUUAAUUUUUGGGUGGGGAGGGGGACAUUUUGUCUUCUGCUUUCUUUUUAUCCCCCUCCCAGCACUCUGUUGUAGAGGAUGGCUCAUCCUGGGAUAAGAGAUUACAGUAACCAGGAGAUAGUGCUGAGGUACAUCCAUUACAAGCUGUCACAGAAAGGAUAUGACUGGGUUGCCAGCGGAGACAGAGAAAACGUUUCUUCUGCUGCUGGGACCUUUCCUGCCCUUGCUGGGCUGGUGUCUCUGCCUUCUGAGCUGCCUGGCUCUGCUGCUGUUAGUAACUUGGCUGCCACUGAACUACAUCCUGUACCCCAGGUUGUUCACUCCACAUUGUGCCAAGCUGGUGAUGAGUUUUCCCGGAGGUAUCGGAGGGACUUUGCCCAGAUGUCUGGCCAACUGCACUUGACCCCAGUCACUGCCAGAAGUCAUUUCAUGGCCGUUGUGGAAGAGCUGUUCCGAGAUGGAGUAAAUUGGGGAAGGAUUGUGGCAUUCUUUGAAUUUGGUGGCAUGCUGUGUGUGGAAAGUGUCAGUCGGGAGAUGUCACCUCUUGUGGACAGUAUUGCUGAAUGGAUGACUGAGUACAUGAACAGGCACCUGCACGAUUGGAUCCAGGACAAUGGAGGCUGGGAUGCCUUUGUGGAGCUGUACAGCAACAACAUCAGGCCUUUGUUUGAUUUGUCAUGGCUGCCUCUGAAGACGAUCCUUAGUCUAGCAGUUGUGGGGGCCUGCAUUACCCUGGGUGCUUACCUGGGACAUAAGUGACUUUGGACUUCAUCCAACUGGUGAUGGAUUGAUGGGAAGUCUUUGUUUCAAAAACUGAGAAAAGAGGAAUGUUGAAAGAAGAAAAUAAUAUGUGUUUUUCCCCCUUGUCGAAUAAUGCUAUUAUUUUAUGAGCCAAGUAUCUUUCUGUAUAAGUGUCUGGGUGUGUUUGGGUGUACACACACACACACACACACACACACAAAUAUAUAUGUAUUUGUGUGUAUACAUAAACACACACACACACACACA
Molecule: messenger RNA, 1840 nt
Organism: Python bivittatus (Burmese python)
Lineage: Eukaryota; Metazoa; Chordata; Lepidosauria; Squamata; Pythonidae
Gene: BCL2
Product: BCL2 apoptosis regulator
Biological process (GO): intrinsic apoptotic signaling pathway in response to DNA damage; negative regulation of apoptotic process; extrinsic apoptotic signaling pathway in absence of ligand
Cellular component (GO): mitochondrial outer membrane
Molecular function (GO): BH domain binding
Source: RefSeq, a predicted model, not a curated record